GCCGCCGGUGUCUACUUAGCUUCCAAUUCGGAAGAGGUCCUCGUCUUCGCCAACGGGAAAUUGGAGCUCCUUUCUGUUCGGCGGCGCAAACUUCGAUAAAAAGAAGUUCGCCGGCGUUUUUAAUCGCUUUAAGGACAAGAAAGAAACCGAUAGUAAAGUGGAGGACUUGCCGUUGUUCCAUAAAGGAAGCCUCCAACCAGAGGAACGCUCAGUUUCCACCAAGAAGAGAAAGCAAAAGCCAGUUGCUUCAGAAUCAUUAAGGGAUUCAGUGUGUUUAAGACUUCAAAAACAGCACCUGUGGUGAAAGAAGAGAAUGAAAAAGAUGAAGAUAAGCUUUCAAAAGAAAAGAAGGAGCUUUACAGAUAAUUGGAGCGCGAUGUGAUUCUGCAGAAGAAAUAUAAUGUUCAUGUUUCUGGGAAUAAUGUCCCAUCCCCACUUAAAGAUUUUUCAGACUUUAAGUUCAAGACAUGGAUGUGAAUCCUAUUUGGUACGCAAUUUUGCUGAACUUGGAUUUAAAGAGCCAACACCAAUUCAAAGGCAGGGUAUUCCUGUUCUUCUAUCUGGUCGAGAGUGCUUUGCUUGUGCUCUUACUGGAUCUGGGAAAACAUUGGCUUUUGUGUCUCCCAUGCUUAUGAAACUUAAAGGUAUAUUUUUUAGCUUUUAAUCAUUUAUACUGGAUAUUGUUCCUCACUUCCUUGGGGUUUAUUCGAUUAACUUUAUUCAUAUGUCAGCAUGCAUCAACUGCUGGCAUAAGAGCAGUUACUUUGUGUCCUACACGUGAGUUAGCUGCUCAGACAACCAGAGAGUGCAAGAAGCUUGCAAAAGUAAAAAAAUUUCACAUCAAGUUUAUUUUCUUUCUCUUGACAAUACAGUGACAUCAGAGGCCAAUAUAUGAUCAGUCCAUCA
This is a messenger RNA of Rubroshorea leprosula, 906 nucleotides long. The record is from the annotation of a GenBank genome assembly. NCBI's taxonomy places the organism in Eukaryota, Viridiplantae, Streptophyta, Magnoliopsida, Malvales, Dipterocarpaceae.